This is a messenger RNA of Triticum aestivum (bread wheat), 1379 nucleotides long. RefSeq lists its product as uncharacterized. The record is from RefSeq and is a predicted model, not a curated record. The transcript has a single exon. NCBI's taxonomy places the organism in Eukaryota, Viridiplantae, Streptophyta, Magnoliopsida, Poales, Poaceae. Bases 42 to 1346 code for a protein of 434 amino acids.
UCGACCACGACGACGACGUGGUUGCUCGAUCGUAGCCGGAGAUGAGCGGCGGCAUCCGGCGGUUGGUGAACCUGGGAGUGUAUGAUGGGCGCAACAGCGUGUAUUCGCUCCGACGCUUGGACCUCUCCAAGAUGGACUUGUUUCACCGGACGGCAGAAGAGGCGGCCGCGGAUGGCAAGCUGCUGCCAACACUCACGCCUGCCAAGGCCUGGGCGUCCAACGACAGGAGAAGGAUCUGCAAGGCUGACCUCUCGGCGGCGGAGGCGGCGGCGCCCAGCAUCCAGACGCCGGCAAGCGAGCUGGUCAUUAAGCCACCGGAAGUAUCAUGCAGCCUGCCGACCCAUCACCGUGUUUAUUUCCUCCCCACCUCCUCGGAGGACAAGGUGGUCUUGGGUGACCACACGAACCGCAUGUUCCGCUUCGACGCAGGCGAGGGCCGCCACUGGAUCGAGAGCCUGCCAAGCCUCCACGAGCACAAACACUCACCGUUGUCCAUCGCCGUACCUCCGUCGGACUUGCACCUCCAUGACGGCGAAGACGGUGGCGACAUGUACAUCAUCGAUAGGAUCCUCCAUCCGGACAAGUCGGAGGCGAAGCCACAGUUCGAGGCCCUGGUGUGGAGGGCGGAGCACCGGCGCUCAUUUUGUAGCAGGACCUGGCACUGCGACAUCCUCCCGCUGCCACCGUGGAUCAUCCAGCAGAAGCACGCCUACGUCUGUGGCCACGCUCUCGUCGGCGGCGACACCAUUUGCUUCUCCAUCGCCGGCGCCGAGGGCCCCGGCUCCUACUGCUUCCACAUCGCGACUCGUGAGUGGAGUAAGGCUGACGACUGGGUUAUGCCGUUCCAAGGCAAGGCGGAGUAUGUUCCGGAGCUCGGGCUCUGGUUCGGCGAAUCAAGAGGCCUCCCCUGUGCCGCCGACAUCUCUAGCGUCAUCAGAGGAGAGGAGCCUCCGCAGCACAAGUUGUGGAUCUGGGUGGAUGAUGACCUGCCAGAGGAGUGGCAACCGAGCGAAUUGUGUAGGUCCAAGGUCAUCAGCCUCGGUUUGGGCAGGUUCAUCGUUGUAGACUUCUUGGAUGCCAUGAUAUUCGACAAGGAUUGCAAUGAGAUGGUUACGAGCAAGCAAUUUGCCCUCUUUACUGGUAUGGAGGUAUUGUACGAUAACGGCCGCAGCAAAGGUGCUGGCAAAGACAAUGACAACUACAAUAGUGGUACCAAAUGCUCCGGCAACGAGAAUGGCAACAAUGGCGGCAAAGUCAAAGGGAUGAUGCGUGGCCUGCGUAUGGUUAAGCACAAAUCCAAACAUUACAUGUUUAACGUGCAACAGUGUAUCGAUCCGGUGCUGUGAACGAUUCAAUGAUUAAAUCGUUAUUGUGUUUGA